AUGAGUGCGAAACAACAGGCAAAAGAACAUUCACUUGAUAUUCCCCACAUUUCUUGUAUUGAAUUUCCUUUAAAGGUGAAAAAUGUUGAAAAGGCGUUCGAUAUGGUUGGUGGUGCUGACAACAUAAUACAGUCAUGUUUGGAUGAUCAAGUUCCAUUAGAAUUAAGAUUCACUAAAAAUAUUUAUGAGCAUCCAGUCAAUGCUAAAGUUAACAAGCGUGAACAUAUUUUGAUCAAGAUUUCAGUGCCUAAGAAAGAAUUCAAUGAAAAUAACAGAAAUAUUCAAAAGACGUUGGAACAAUUACACACAAAUGGUAAAAAACAAAUACAUAUAACACCACUUGCCAUCAUUAAUAAAACAUUCAGAUUUAGAGAAAUGUCAGAUUUCCAAUAUCAAGUCAAAAACAGUGAAUAUGUUCAACAAGUUAACGAAUCAAUACAUUCUCUGAACUUUGAUAAAAUAAAAGAACUCAGAUUUGAACAAGAUACAAGACCUUGGGACUUUGAUGUGAAAGAUAAGCAAUUGUUUGACCUACCUCCACCCCCAAGAUUCUCUUCAAUUCCGCUACCUUUCAAUUACCAUUACAAGAAAAAUGCAGCCUCUGUUGUAAAAGAAGGGAAAUUGACAAGAAAGAAUAAACACAUCAAAUUGAACUCCAUAAUUAUAAAAUUCAAUGAUGAAGCACCAAAGCAACCUUCAAUUGAAUUAUUAAACCAACUCAAAGUUUUUCAAAGUGAACAAGAUAAUCCAUUCUUCAAAGAUACAAUUAUAACAUUAGACAUUCUAAAGAAACUAUUUGAUGAGAAACCAAUAUGGAUAAGAAAACACUUGGAAGCAAUUUUACCAAAUCCAUUGAAACCUUGUUUGAAAUAUGCCCUACCACAAAUUUCAUAUUCAUUUACAAAAGGCCCUUGGAGACAAUCUUAUAUAAAAUUCGGUAUAGACCCAAGAACUUCUCCAAAGUAUGGGAAAUAUCAAACAGAAGGAUUUAGAGUUCCGAAUUAUUUCCAAAAAAUUCCAAAAGGUUUCAUGUCUGAAAUACCUAAUGGCGUUUCAGCUUCAUUCCAAUUCGAUGGGACUCAAGUGCCGUUGACACUUUCUUUCCAAUUGGAAAAUAUUCUUGAUGAACAAGUGCAAGACUUACUUAAAAAGGCCAUAAUAAGAACAGAGUGUGAUUUUCAAGAUGGUUGGUAUGAUGCAUUAUCCAUGUUUAAAGUUAGAAGAUUGAUGAGAUAUAAGUUAAAGGUGCUAGUUGAUGGUGGAAGAUUUGAAUCUGAUAAAAUCUCUCAUAUAAUGAACAAUCUACAAGUACAAGAAGCCAAUAAUGAGAAAGAUGAUGGAAGUGAUGAUGAAGAUGAAAUAGAGGAUGAGGAAAUAGAGGAUUAUGAACUUGAUGUCAAGGAAGCUAAUUACGAUGAAAUUGUGAAAUAUUUGGAGAAAUUCAAUGAGCGUGGAGCUACACAAAUUAAAGAGCUAUCGAGCUUGAUCAAGCAAAAAGAUCUUGAUAUCUAA
Messenger RNA from Hansenula anomala, 1512 nucleotides. It is a transcript of the gene TFC1, whose product is annotated as transcription factor TFIIIC subunit TFC1. The transcript has a single exon. Gene Ontology annotation, biological process: transcription initiation at RNA polymerase III promoter. The record is from RefSeq and is a predicted model, not a curated record. Bases 1 to 1512 code for a protein of 503 amino acids. NCBI's taxonomy places the organism in Eukaryota, Fungi, Ascomycota, Saccharomycetes, Phaffomycetales, Wickerhamomycetaceae. Gene Ontology annotation, cellular component: transcription factor TFIIIC complex.